This is a messenger RNA of Rhinolophus ferrumequinum (greater horseshoe bat), 4859 nucleotides long. RefSeq names its product NADPH oxidase 4 (gene NOX4). Bases 440 to 2257 code for a protein of 605 amino acids. The record is from RefSeq and is a predicted model, not a curated record. Gene Ontology annotation, molecular function: superoxide-generating NAD(P)H oxidase activity. Gene Ontology annotation, biological process: defense response; superoxide anion generation. The transcript is spliced from 19 exons. NCBI's taxonomy places the organism in Eukaryota, Metazoa, Chordata, Mammalia, Chiroptera, Rhinolophidae. Gene Ontology annotation, cellular component: NADPH oxidase complex; plasma membrane.
AGCAGGCAGGCCGGGCUGGGCUGCGGGAGACGCCUCCUAGCUCCCAGCCCGGGACCUUCUGAACAGCAGCAGCCACAACAACAGGCUCGCCCUCAGACAAAGGGGCCGGCGCGGCGGUGCAGCCUCGUGCAGCCCCGUGCAGCCCGGGCCGCGGGCGCCGAGGAGCGCGCGCUCGGAGCGCAGGGCCUGGGCCGCCGAGCGGGCAGCGCAGACCCCGGUGCGGGCCGGAGCCGCGGCGCCCGGAAGACCCGGCUCCGGGGCGCAGACCCCGCCCGGGCUGGCUCGGCGCCGGCCUCCGAGCUUCCACUCAGUCUUUGACCCCCCGGUCCUCACCCGGCCCCCCCGCAGGCCGCACAACUGUAACCGCAGCCCGGGCCUCCGCCGCUCCUUCUCCGGCCGGCCGGCGGCGAGCGCAGCGCAGCGCGGCGGGGCGGGCGGCAUGGCUGUGUCCUGGAGGAGCUGGCUGGCCAACGAAGGGGUUAAACACCUCUGCCUGCUUAUCUGGCUCUCCCUGAAUGUCCUGUUUUUCUGGAAAACCUUCCUGCUGUAUAACCAAGGGCCAGAGUAUCACUACCUCCACCAGAUGCUGGGGCUAGGAUUGUGUCUAAGCAGAGCCUCUGCGUCUGUUCUGAACCUCAACUGCAGCCUUAUCCUUUUACCCAUGUGCCGGACACUCCUGGCUUACCUUCGAGGAUCCCAGAAGGUUCCAAGCAGGAGAACCAGAAGACUGUUGGAUAAAAGCAGAACAUUCCAUAUAACCUGUGGUGUUACUAUCUGUAUUUUCUCAGGUGUGCACGUGGCUGCCCAUCUGGUAAAUGCCCUCAACUUCUCAGUGAACUACAAUGACGAGUUCGUUGAACUGAAUGCAGCAAGAUACCGGAAUGAGGAUCCUAGGAAACUUCUCUUCACAACUGUUCCUGGUCUGACAGGGGUCUGCAUGGUAUUGGUGUUAUUCCUGAUGAUUACAGCUUCCACAUAUGCAAUCCGAGUUUCUAACUAUGACAUCUUCUGGUACACUCACAAUCUCUUCUUUGUCUUCUACAUGCUGCUGAUGUUGCAUGUUUCAGGAGGGUUGCUGAAGUAUCAAACUAAUUUAGAUACCCACCCUCCUGGCUGCGUUUAUCUUAAUGGAUCCCGCUACCGGCAUAUUCAUUUAUCAGAGUAUCUCUCAGAACAGUUUCGUGAAUCUUUUCCUGGAGGAUUUUCAAAACCAGAUGAGCUUACCCGGAACACAUUUGUGAAGAUUUGUAUGGAAGAGCCCAGAUUCCAAGCUAAUUUUCCACAGACUUGGCUUUGGAUUUCUGGACCUUUGUGCCUGUAUUGUGCCGAAAGACUUUAUAGGUGCAUCCGGAGCAAUAAGCCAGUCACCAUUAUCUCGGUCAUAAGUCAUCCCUCAGAUGUUAUGGAAAUCCGAAUGGUCAAAGAAAACUUUAAAGCAAGACCUGGCCAGUAUAUUAUUCUACAUUGUCCCAGUGUGUCAGCAUUAGAAAACCAUCCAUUUACCCUCACAAUGUGUCCUACUGAAACCAAAGCAACAUUUGGGGUCCACCUUAAAAUAGUAGGAGACUGGACAGAACGAUUUCGAGAUUUACUACUUCCUCCUUCUAGUCAAGACUCCGAGAUUCUGCCCUUCAUUCAAUCUAGAAAUUAUCCCAAGCUAUACAUUGAUGGUCCAUUUGGAAGUCCAUUUGAGGAAUCAUUGAACUAUGAGGUUAGCCUCUGCGUGGCCGGAGGCAUUGGAGUAACUCCAUUUGCUUCAAUACUCAACACGCUGCUGGAUGACUGGAAACCAUACAAGCUUAGAAGACUGUAUUUUAUUUGGGUGUGCAGAGACAUUCAAUCCUUCCGUUGGUUUGCAGACUUACUCUGUGUGUUGCAUAACAAGUUUUGGCAAGAGAACAGACCUGACUAUGUCAACAUCCAGCUGUACCUCAGUCAAACAGAUGGGAUACAGAAGAUAAUUGGAGAAAAAUAUCAAGCACUGAAUUCAAGACUUUUUAUUGGACGUCCUCGGUGGAAACUUCUGUUUGAUGAAAUAGCAAAAUGUAACAGAGGUAAAUCAAUCAGUGACUUGAGGAUAUUCAUCUCCAGAUCUCCAGAGCUUCUUUUUGUGAAUCUCUCUCCCCUUCCAUGUCUCCUCCACAAAUUCUUGUUACUUGGGCCUCCACGAAUUCCAUUGUCUCCUCAACUCAGAGACAUCACGAAUCUCCACGAAAACAGUUGGUGUUUUUUGCUGUGGACCCAGUUCAAUUUCUAAGACUCUUCAUAAACUGAGUAACCGAAGCAACUCAUAUGGGACAAGAUUUGAAUAUAAUAAAGAAUCUUUCAGCUGAAAACCUUUGAGAUGAACCAGGACUCCAAAGAAGGAAUGAGUGCAAUUGCUAAGACUUUGAAAUUCAGCUGAAUCAAACAGCUGUGUCACGCCAAAGGGUAGCAAGGUUUUCUUAUUUAUGAUUAUUUAAAAUGGAAAUGCAGAGAAUGUGGCAAGAUGACAGGUCACAUUACACAUUUAAUCUGGAAACCAAAGAGGCCCUGAAGAAUAUUUGAUGUGAUGAUUCACUUCUCAGUGCUAGAAUUAAAAGAAAACGAUUAGAUUCACACUCUUGAUUUUUAUGGCUGAUUCAAGAACUCCCCAGUGAGGAGCUGCCCUUGCUCACUGUGAGGCUGAUAGCCUGGGUCCUCUAUAAAUUGUUUUUGGUUGAACAAAUGCAAGAUUGAACAAAAUUAAAAAUUCAUUGAAACUCAGAUUACAUUUUCUACAUGAGUAUAAACAGAGUAACUUUGAUUUAGAAAAGCUCUAGGCAAAUAUGUUAGAUGUUUGAAGAUAUAGCACAACACUCUGAUUUGAUACGGGUACUUAGUGUCAAUAUCUAAUCUUCCUCACUACUGAUGCUAAUACCUCUACUUGAUACCUGUAGACUUUGUACUAAGUGAACCUUGUACAGAUUUUGAUAUAGUAUCUAUUUUUAUAUAUUUCUUUCUUUUUUUCCCUUCUGUCUUGGGAAAUCUUCCCUUUUUUGGCAUGCACUAGGCACAGUGAUUUAAUCAGUCAUUUUCACCUUCAGCUUAUUUAAUCUAUUGCUGUUGCAUAGUAAGGAAGAAACUAUCAUUACUAUAAAUUAUAAAGGGAUAUAUAGACUAAUAACUUUUUCCCCUUUUCAGCAUUGUGAUCUCUAUUAUUUUGAUUUACUUUUUUCCCCAGCAUAAUUUAUCUUACUCUUUAGCCUCUUAAGGGCCUUUGUUUAAUUUGCACUUGGAGACCAAAGGGCACCAUGUCUGUCAGUAGUCACUGAGCAAGUGACUACUUUUGUCACACAUUGGUUUAUGUUGGAGACAUUGUAGUCACAUUCCUAACAGGACAGUGUAGUCACCUCCCUCACAGGAAACCUGUAUUUUACCUUCUAUACAAGAUAAAUACUUCCUUAGUUAUUCAAAUGUAAGUUCAGAAUCAUUAAUACUAUUGUUGUACCUUCUGAUAUUCUGGGUCUCAGUAGGGAAUUAUUGAGUGUAGUCGCUGUUGGGAUUACGCUGUGUGAUCCUGUCAGUUCACGCUCCCUGGCCAUUAUGUUUGGCUCCAGGAAAAAUCUACUUUACGACCUUAAGAAUUAAGGCUUGUUUGUUUUUUUUUUAAUAGUUUAGUGAUUUUGUUUUAUAGACGUCUAUCAAUUGCUAUCAAAUACAGAACAUUGCUUACAUCAGCAGCAUAACUUGUCUUGCCUUUGUUAAGAUUUUUCAUGAUAUAACUUGAUAGAUGCUACUGUCAUUUUUUUGCUCUGAUUCACCAAUAGCGAUCAAGCAUGUUAAACCAUCUACCAUGGAAUGUUCACAAACGUAUUUCUUAGAGAUAUUUCAUUCCUCUCUUUGGAAUUCUUUAAUCUCCCUCUGUGAAAGGAAGGUGAGUCAGAUAAAGAUAUGGGAAGUGUGCAAUGUUCCUGCAGCUUUAUCUCUGAAGGCAUAUUUAAUAACCAGUACAUCUUGGAAACACUAUCUGAAUUAAAAAGAAUUUUUGUGAGAACAUAUAACGGAAAGAACUAGUAAAAGGAAACUUAGUUUAGUACAGGUUUGAUGUGCAAUACUGACUCUUUAUUGGUCAUAAUUUAUUUAAGUGAUUAUAUUAAUACACUUAAUUUCAGUAAAACAGGUGGAAGACUUUUCAACAGAAGAGUGAUCUUUCCAAGUAAGUAGGUCUGCUAUUCUAGAUAGCAGAUGCUAUUCUGUGUAUUUUAAAUUCCAGUUGAUGUUCAAACAUUAGGUGUUAACAUAGGUAAUUUUUGUUUCUGUAGGUAGGAAUGAAACUAGGGUUUCAGAAGGCAUGUAUAAGAGAGCUUUGUUUUGUUUGAGGGAUUCUUUCUAGCUAAUUCUUGUCACACAGCUCUUAAAACAGUAAUUUUAGUGGCAGUGAAUGUUAAAAUUGAAAUGCUAUCCUUGAAAUCUCUAUUAGCUUACUUUACCUUGCAACAAAUAGAGCAGACAGAGUUUCUUCUCCGGAUGAUACAAGUUUCAGAAUCAUCAUCUAUGUUAGUGCACAGGAGAAUGAGCAGCCUUCUGGGGGGCUAUCAGUGUCACUGGCUAAUGGCCUGACUAUGGCUAAUUGCUCCUCACUCUGGGAUUUAGAUUUCUCAUUUGGACUAGAUCAGUAGUUAAUUAAUCUUUUGUAGGUAAUGUAUUUUUUGUGCGGACCUGAUUAAAAGAGAAUAUUAUGACACAUGUGCAUAAUAUUACAGACAAACUUUGGGGUUCAUAAACAAUCUCCAAAAGCAAGGAACGCUGUUUAAGAACUGCUGAACCAAAUGAUCAUCAUCAUAGUUUUUAUUUUUAAUUAUACCUUUCUUUUCUUGGAUUAUGUGGAAGAAAUAAUU